This is a messenger RNA of Pocillopora verrucosa, 1080 nucleotides long. Lineage: Eukaryota; Metazoa; Cnidaria; Anthozoa; Scleractinia; Pocilloporidae. The record is from RefSeq and is a predicted model, not a curated record.
AUGGCAACCGCAGAAUCACCUGUGUCGGAGAGCAAAAUAAAGUGUGAUGGCACCGAGGAAACAGCCGAGAAAAUUAAGGGGGAUUUGGGGGCAAAUAUUGGGAGUUUAAUUGAAGCAAUUAAGGAAGUUCAAGGGGUCUGUAGUGAGUUCGAUAAGGAGUACUUCGGUAAAAUUCCUCGCGAACCAGAGAUAAUGAGGAAGUUGCGCGGCAAAUUAAACAAAACGGUGGAUAAAUUGGGAGAAGAACUUAAAAAGGCGAUAUCUGAAGAUGUAGCCAUUGUAUUUGUGGGACGUACAAGCAGUGGCAAAUCAUCCUUGAUAAACGCCUUAUUCAGAAACGACUUUCUUCCCGUUACAACUGUUCAGACAACAAUGUGCAAAAUUCAGGUUCGCCCUACGGCUGAUGAGUGGAGUGUUGAUCAAGUAGGUUGUGAAAAGCCACUCUUAAACCAGCCAAGAGGAAGAGAGGACGUAGUGGCCUUCUUGAAAAAGAUUUCUGAAGUGACAAACUCUGCAGAAAGGGAGGAGCUCAACAUCGACUCUCACAGUGUCAUACAAGUGAAAAGUCCUCACCCCCACUGCAUUCUACCAAAAAAUAUCGUUUUGAUAGAUACACCCGGUUCUAAAGAGAACCCCGAUGGCGACGAAGUUGUCCUCGACUCCUGCAAGGAGGCAGAUAUACUCGUUGCUGUGAUAAAUGUCGGGUCACCUUCCAUACAUGAAAUUGCAGGUCUGCUAAACAAAGUGAAUUGCCAGUUCAAAUUUGGCGUCUUCACAAAAUGGGAUAAAGUCGUACGAGAAAAAGAAGAAGGCAAGAGGCAACAAGUACGAGAAAAAGACGAAGGAGAGUUUCAGAGUUUCGUGAAUGGAAAAUGCAUGGUUUAUUUCGUUGAUGCAAAGCAUGUUACCAAAGAAAAGGUGAGGUUUGUGCAAAUCAUAUUCUCGCCAUCUGAUCAGUUACCUGAAACCUGGAAGCGAGAUAAAUCGAGGUAUUGGAGAGUCCUGUAGCGAACAGAAAGAUGCGCGCGUUUUUAAGUGACAAAAUCAUAUUGGAGCAGGAAAUGACAUACGAGAAGCGAA